Molecule: messenger RNA, 2482 nt
Organism: Xenopus tropicalis (tropical clawed frog)
Lineage: Eukaryota; Metazoa; Chordata; Amphibia; Anura; Pipidae
Gene: pex11a
Product: peroxisomal biogenesis factor 11 alpha
Exons: 4
Coding region: 233-976 (247 amino acids)
Biological process (GO): peroxisome fission
Cellular component (GO): peroxisomal membrane
Source: RefSeq, a predicted model, not a curated record
CACUUCUGGGUGUCAGCAGUGACAAAGACAAACAAUGUGACAGAGAAAAAAAACGCCGGCUGCUCUACUCGUAAGAGACUUUGCAAACACUGCUUUUUGCACAAAUCCCUUGUGACUGAUUUUAAACCUACUAAAUGGCUUUUGACAAAUAAUGCAAAAGAAAAAGAAUUGGUUCCAGGAGUGCCCAGCAAUUGUAUAUUAGUGUGUUGCAAUCCCAUCUGUGUCUGUAACCAUGGAUUUAUUUGUUCAGAUUACAAACCAAAGUCAGGGAAGAGAUCGACUUUUCAGAGCAACUCAAUAUGCAUGCAUGUUGCUUAGGUAUUUAGUAGAGAAUAAACCUGGAACACAGAAAUUGGCAACGAAGCUCAAACGGGUGGAAUCUAACAUGAGUUCUGGGCGUAAAUUGUUCAGACUCGGCAACUUUGUGCAUGCUUUAAAAGCUUCAAAAGCAUCCAUUCAGAUUUCAGAUCCAAUUCCACGCUGCUGCCUAACUGCCGCCAACUUGAAUCGCGUUCUCUAUUUCGUAUGUGACACUGUCCUUUGGGCACGAAGCGUGGGUAUAGUGUCUGGUAUCAGCAAGGAGAGAUGGCUUUCCAGAGCAACCAAGUGUUAUUACUACUCACUUCUGCUCAAUAUACUUAUGGAUAUAUAUGAAAUAUCAUGGCGUAUGGAGAAAGAGGCCAAGGAAAGAAAACAGAAAGCAAGAGAUACAGCUGCUGAAAGUGACCAAGACCUAAAAUUCCUUUCUGUUUUACCAAAAGGGUUUGAGAAUUUCCUGUUACUGCUUUACUUAAGUUUCCGUAACCACCCACCUCUUUUAUUAGAUACUAUCAAAAAUGUCUGUGACCUUUUUAGUCCCCUUGAUCGCUUAGAAAUUUACAGUACCAGUCAAGGGAUCAUUGGCAUUUGUGGCCUUGUCUCUUCUCUUGUAGGCAUCCUUACUGUGGCAAAUCCAUCAUUAAAGAUAAAGCACUGAACAUAAAAAACUGAAAAGUUAAAAUAAUAUACUCAGGAUGUAAUUUUAGAAACAGAAUGUCAGACAGUUCUAGGUUUAACUUAAAUUGAAUUUUAUUAAGUAAAUAGGUAUCACAUUUUUUGCAAUAGAAUUUUCUACAGCACUUUAAUGUUUUUAAUAUUUUCACUUUACAUAGAAAGUAUGACGGCACUCCUUUUUUAAAGGACAUAGAAAGUCUAUUCCUUGGGGGGUGCCAAAAUGUUAGGUACCCCCCCCCCCCCCCAGUAAAACAGAUUGCUAGGCUUUUCCUUGGGCUGGACCAGUACGCAGGUAAAUGAAAUGCCGGCACAGAGCUGAGUUUUUUUUCCACAUGCUGCUUUCUCCUAACAGGAACACCAGCCUGAUGAAAACCCUUAGCCACCUAUUUCACUGAGAGGAUACCAAUCCCAGACUUUGCAAGUUUGCCUGAUCAGUAUUUUAAUGAUCUCCUAUACUAAUUCAUCAUUUUUUGGGGAAGUACAAGUUUUGAGCUAUUACACAGGCCAGGGCUUGUCAGUGUAUAGUCACUACUACUUAGUGGUUUUACUGUGAAUUCAGUAGCUUGACUGUGUAGUUUUACUGUGAAUUUGGUUAUACAGCAUGUCUAUGUGUAGACCUUUACAUUAGAGGCAUAUUGAUCAAAAGGAAACAAAGACAGUUUGGAAAACCACAUUUUUGCUCCCACAGCCAGCUAACUUAUAUAGGCCCUGGGAGGCUUGUCUUUUCACCCUUUGUUAAUACUAAUUAAUUAAUAUGAUGUAGGAGGUAUGGUGCACUGACUUGACCAUAAUACCAUAUGGUAUUGGUAUAGCUGCUUUCUCUAGUCAGUUUGGAAUAAUUUCAGAGUAAUUCCCUGGUGCUUUUGAUAGAAUUUUCAUACAAAUAAUUUGUUUUUAGUUUUUAAUAGCAGUAACACCAAAAAACAAAAGAGUUAGGUAUGCAUUAUAACAUAAUGUACUGCUACUCUGCACUCUCAAAACUGUGUGCUUAUUUGAGAAGUACAUUUAUAAUCAGGGGCGAAUUGGUGGUUCCGAUGCCUUAAGUUGCACUCUCUGCACUGGAAGAGCUGAAAUUCAGAUUGAAAAAUUGUAAUUUUGGCUGUUAAAGAUACCAGAGGCAGCUUUUUGCUGCCCCUGGUAACUUGCGGGGCUCUGCCACCUGAGGCAAGUUUCUCAACUCAACUCAUGGCAGCAGUGACCCUGGUAAUAACAUAUCAGUAUGCUAUUUAAAUAGGGCGUAGAGUUAAUAAUUGCAUAGCAGAUAAUGGAUAAUCUUAGUACUUACUGUAAGUAAAGAAAUACAGGGAUGAAGUUUAGUCCAUUGCUCUGUACACACCUAACAUAAGAUGAACACCUAACAGCUGAAGCUGUUCGGCGUGAAUAACAGGAAAUAACAGAUAUUCCUCUUUUUAUUGUGUGAUUUUUAAAUAUAUAUAUUUUUGAAUUUCCGUGAACAAAUUUCUAGAUAAUAAAAGAAGCUUCUGAAAAA